This is a messenger RNA of Scomber scombrus (Atlantic mackerel), 2605 nucleotides long. Its product is annotated as glycogen phosphorylase, muscle form. Gene Ontology annotation, molecular function: glycogen phosphorylase activity; pyridoxal phosphate binding. The record is from RefSeq and is a predicted model, not a curated record. The transcript has 20 exons. The coding region runs from base 66 to 2594 and encodes 842 amino acids. Gene Ontology annotation, biological process: glycogen catabolic process. NCBI's taxonomy places the organism in Eukaryota, Metazoa, Chordata, Actinopteri, Scombriformes, Scombridae. Gene Ontology annotation, cellular component: cytoplasm.
AGAGGUGAAGCAGCGCUGGAGACAUUUAACUCAACGUUCACUUCUUAACACAGCAGCAGCUCAACAUGGCCAAGCCGCUCACUGACCAGGACCGCAGGAAGCAGAUCUCAGUGCGGGGGCUGGCCGGGGUGGAGAACGUCUCGGACCUAAAAACUAAUUUCAACCGGCAUCUCCAUUUCACCCUGGUGAAGGACCGGAAUGUGGCCACCAAACGAGACUACUACUUCGCUCUGGCCAACACAGUCCGGGAUCACUUGGUGGGCCGGUGGAUCCGGACACAGCAGCAUUACUAUGAGAAAGACCCGAAACGUGUCUACUACCUCUCCCUGGAGUUCUACAUGGGUCGCACUCUGCAGAACACCAUGGUGAACCUGGCUUUGGAGAACGCCUGCGAUGAAGCCACGUACCAGCUGGGUUUGGACAUGGAGGAGCUGCAGGACAUUGAGGAAGAUGCCGGCCUAGGCAACGGAGGGCUGGGGCGUCUGGCUGCUUGUUUCUUGGACUCCAUGGCCUCUCUGGGUCUGGCUGCUUACGGCUACGGCAUCCGCUACGAGUUUGGCAUCUUCAAUCAGAAAAUGGUCAACGGCUGGCAGGUGGAAGAAGCUGAUGACUGGCUGCGUUAUGGUAACCCCUGGGAGAAGGCUCGCCCCGAGUACAUGCGUCCGGUCCACUUCUACGGACGAGUGGAGCACACGGAUGAAGGAGUGAAAUGGGUCGACACACAGGUGGUUCUGGCUCUUCCCUAUGACACCCCGGUCCCCGGCUACAGAAACAACAUCGUCAACACCAUGAGACUGUGGUCCGCUAAAGCACCCUGUGACUUUAACCUCAAAGACUUUAAUGUUGGUGGCUACAUCCAAGCUGUGCUGGAUAGAAACCUGGCUGAGAACAUCUCCAGGGUUCUCUACCCUAAUGACAAUUUCUUUGAAGGGAAGGAGCUGCGUCUGAAGCAGGAGUACUUUGUUGUCGCAGCCACUCUUCAAGACAUCGUCCGUCGAUUCAAGGCCUCCAAGUUUGGCUCCACGGAGUACGUGCGGUUGGAUCUUUCUACACUGCCAGAUAAGGUGGCGAUCCAGCUGAAUGACACCCACCCUGCUAUGGCCAUCCCUGAGCUGAUGAGGAUCCUGGUGGACAUUGAGAAAGUCACUUGGGAGACGGCCUGGGACAUCGUGGUGCGUACCUGUGCCUACACCAACCACACCGUCCUGCCUGAAGCUCUGGAGCGCUGGCCCGUCGAUCUCUUCCAAAACCUGCUGCCUCGUCACCUGGAGAUCAUCUAUGAGAUCAACAGGAGGCACAUGGAGCGCAUCAGCAAGCUUUACCCUGGAGACAUGGACCGCAUGCGCCGUAUGUCCCUGAUUGAAGAGGGCGACGUCAAGAAAAUCAACAUGGCUCACCUGUGCAUUGUGGGAUCUCACGCUGUCAACGGAGUGGCCCGCAUCCACUCUGAAAUCAUCAAAGACACAGUGUUCAAGGAUUUCUACGAGGUGGACCCAGACAAGUUCCAGAACAAGACCAACGGCAUCACGCCCAGACGCUGGCUGGUCAUGUGCAACCCAGGCCUGGCUGAGGUCAUCGCAGAGAGGAUUGGUGAGGACUACAUCCGCGACCUGGACCAGCUGAAGAAGCUUCUGGACUUUGUGAACGAUGACUCCUUCAUCAGGGAUGUUGCCAAAAUCAAACAAGAGAACAAGAUGAAGUUUGCCGCCUACCUUGAGGAGCAGUACAAGGUCAAGAUCAACCCCAACUCCAUGUUCGAUGUCCACGUGAAGAGGAUCCACGAGUACAAGAGGCAGCUGCUGAACUGCCUUCACAUCAUCACGCUGUACAACCGUAUUAAGAAGGAGCCCAACAAGGCAUGGACCCCCAGGACAAUCAUGAUUGGAGGAAAGGCGGCUCCAGGUUACCACACCGCCAAGAUGAUCAUCAAGCUGAUCACAUCAAUCGGAGACAUUGUCAAUAAGGACCCUGUGGUGGGAGAUCGCCUCAAGGUCAUCUUCCUCGAGAACUAUCGUGUCACUCUGGCUGAGAAAGUCAUCCCAGCAUCAGACCUUUCGGAGCAGAUCUCCACCGCAGGCACUGAGGCCUCUGGUACCGGAAACAUGAAGUUCAUGCUGAAUGGGGCCCUCACCAUUGGCACCAUGGAUGGAGCCAACGUGGAGAUGGCAGAGGAGGCUGGAGAGGAGAACCUUUUCAUCUUCGGCAUGAGGGUGCCCGAUGUGGAGGCUAUGGACAAGAAGGGCUAUGACGCUGUGCCGUACUACAACCGUAUACCUGAGCUGAAGCAGGCCAUGGAUCAGAUAUCUGGAGGAUUCUUCAGCCCCGGCCAACCCGACCUCUUCAAAGACCUCGUCGACAUGCUGAUGCACCACGACAGGUUCAAGGUAUUUGCGGACUAUGAAGCAUACAUCAAAUGUCAAGACAAAGUCAGCGCACUCUAUAAGAACCCUAAAGAGUGGACCAAGAUGGUGAUCCAUAACAUCGCCGGCUGUGGCAAAUUCUCCAGUGACCGAACCAUUUCCCAGUAUGCUACGGAGAUCUGGGGGAUGGAGCCCAGUCUGGAGAAGAUCCCUGCUCCUGAUGAUCCCCGCUAAACCACAUCUGC